Mycena citricolor is the source of this 1257-nucleotide messenger RNA. The record is from the annotation of a GenBank genome assembly. Lineage: Eukaryota; Fungi; Basidiomycota; Agaricomycetes; Agaricales; Mycenaceae.
GCUCCUUCCUGCUUUCAAGUGCUGCGCUCGAUUAUGCAGGCAAUUACCGCAUCCCGACAACUAUUCCUGGCCGACUCAGCCAGUCUGAAACAACCUCCAUCGUCUCUUUCGCCUUGCCUACCCCUCUUGGCGUCGUGUCAGGCGGCUGCAUGGGCACCAGACAAUUCGAGUCUCAAUCUGGCGACGGGUGCCACUGUACACCGAUACAACCCGUUCCUGAACUCUCUUGCUGAGAUAUACACGGUAUCCUCUGGAAACAACAUAUCGCAUUUCUUGUCGCGAGGGAAAGAUUCCCUCGUUUUCGCGGUCGCGGAGAGAAUCCAUGUCCUCGAAUCAACCAAGAUCACGCAGACAAUCGAAGUCCACAAAUCUCCCAUCACGACAAUAUCCAUUUCCAGCUCGAAUGAUUUGCUAGCAUCGGCCUCGUCGUCCGGUGUGCACAUUCACAAUCUCUCGCUCAACUCGCAUACCGUCCUCCGGGGUCUUCAGCUACCUGCUGGGCAAUGCGUAACGGCGUGCGCUUUUCAUCCUCACACUCGGACACGACUUCUUGUGGGUGCCGGAAAGCAGCUGUUCGUUUACGAAACGACACGUCCUUCAAGUCCUUUGAAGACUAUUAGUCUCAACGACGCCAGCGUAGAUCCUCUGGUCUCUAUUUCUUGCAGUCCCUUCUCGAAAACCUUGGUGGCCACUGCUAGCUCCAACGGAUGCGUUUCGCUUGUCGAUCUGGAGAAGGAGAAAGGGCUUUUCCGCACAUUGAACUUGAAAGUUGAACUGACUUGCCUCACGUUCUCUCAAGAUGGUUCAUUGAUCUACCUUGGAACGGCAUCGGGCAAACUCUUGCUUUUGGAUCUGCGUGCACUGGACAAACCACCCAAGGUAGUGAUCAUAAGCGAGGAUGGAUCCCCGGUAGAGACGAUAUCUGUCCAGAGAAAACUAAAAACUCCGGAAUCGACAGCGAAACCACUUUCUACUGCGAAAGAGCCUGCGGUCACGACGAAGCCUAAGACUCUCGAGGUCAAAGGACAGCAGGAUCCUUCUCCAGCAAAGCGCCGGACCGAAAAGGAAAAGCUGGCCGGCGUGUCUUCCCGCAAACUGCUGUCUCCACCAGCAAACGCACAUUCCAAGGUCUUGUCCCCGUCAAACGGAGUCAGGGAGCGAGUCCGCAGUCAUAAGAAAGAGGAGAGCGUCUCGACUAGACCACGAAAGAUCUCUGCAACCGAGUCCCUUUCAGCGCGGUCAGAAGCGCGCCGGAUG